Messenger RNA from Durio zibethinus, 2213 nucleotides. It is a transcript of the gene GHS1, whose product is annotated as Ribosomal protein S21 family protein. NCBI's taxonomy places the organism in Eukaryota, Viridiplantae, Streptophyta, Magnoliopsida, Malvales, Malvaceae. Gene Ontology annotation, biological process: translation. Gene Ontology annotation, cellular component: ribosome. The record is from RefSeq and is a predicted model, not a curated record. Gene Ontology annotation, molecular function: structural constituent of ribosome.
AAGGGGUAGUGAGAUAGGGACAAAGAAACCGGAAGAGCAAAGCCAAUAGAAUUCCCAUAUCCACAGGCUGAAAAAACUCAACCCAUCCAAAACAAUGGCUACUUCAUUCUCUCUCCCAAACCUCCUCUCCUUCCUCUUACCUUCCAAUCCUCCCCCACCACCACCGAAAGCCCCACCUCUCAACAGCCUUUCACUCUCUUCCCAAAAACCCAAAAUUAAUCUGCUCUCAGUGGCAGCUCAAGAGGAUCAAUCUUCUUCAUUAUCCACUGAAUUGUCAUCUGUUAUAUGCCCGUCUCUUGCAUAUGCAAAUACCCUUUUCUUCAAAUCAGGUUACAAUGUUCAGGUUAUUGUGGAUGAAGAUGAACCUGAAGAAAGGCUGCUUAACAGGUUCAGGAGAGAGGUCUUGAAAGCUGGUAUUAUUCAAGAGUGUAAGAGAAGGAAGUACCAUGAGAAUAAGCAAGAUAAGAAGAAACGUAAGUCACGCGAGGCUGCUAAGCGUAAUCGUCGAAGGCGUCCCCGGGCAAGAUUGUCACAAUCGAACAAGCAGGAACGAACUUCAACGAAGAGGGAUGAGGAUGAAGAAGAUAACUGGGAAAUGCCGGAUGAAGGCCUUCCCUAUUGACCACAUGUUGCCAUGCCUUUUAUUUACUAAUUUUCAUCUUUGAUUCUCUGGGGGCUUUUUUCUCUUGUGAGUUGCAUUAGGAUGAACCAUUUCACUUGAAUUGCCUUGUAAUUUUUUUACGCAUAUGCAGUAAAGAUUUUCCUUCCCUAAUUGAUUUGAAGGCAGUUUGUGUAUUACCAUUUUUUUCCGGAGCUAUAGGAGCGUAAUCGGUGUCAGAUAUAUGUGGAAGUUUGUGUUUAUUUAUGCUUUCCUUUUUCUUUUUCCUCAUUCCCUCAUUGAGUUGCAAAAGAGAUUGCAAAAUCUUAUUCUUAGGCAUGGCAAUGUCCUCUUCUCCAACUUUGAUGGUGUAUCACACAAUGAGAGAAAUAUAUUGGGGAUUGCUGCUUCAUAUCAGGAUAGGUUGGUCGGAAUUUGAAUAGAACAUACUCUGAAAAUCUGUUGAAAAUAUGAAGGCUAAAAAACUGAUCUCCAAGUCAGUUCUUGAAUUCUAUUUCUUGUAAAGAAUGGUGAUAGCGAAAAUCAUUUUCCCUUCACACAGUUGGCAGCAAUACAUAAGCAAUGUAAAAAUUAUGCCGGAUAAAGAAUUAGUCAAAUUGGUUAAAAUUUCAUCCCUGCUUGUCAAUGGUUGUAUCUGAGAGACUGAGACAUUAUAAAUGUGAAGGCUACAUUCAUUCAAAGCACAAAAAGACGUGUAUAUUCUGUUUCAUUAGUGCAAUUGUGCCAACGGCAAAAACUUCUUCAGGACAAUUAUGUAAAGUUACAAUCCAUACCAUGAUUGGCAGCAGGAGAACCUUUUCAAAUUUUCAUUACCUGUUUAGAAUGCCAAAAGUUUGAAUCUAUGUUGUCUUGUCUCUCCCAACAGUUAUUAAGGUCAGCACCAUUUUUGUUGGACACACCUCAAGAGCUUACAUGAGACAAAACCUGUCCGAAAGAAGCAAUCACCGUAUGCAUUUCUGUGGAGCUUACCAUGGUGAUCACUUCGAGCUAGCAUUAUUUGCAGACACUUAUCUGAAGUUUCUCCAGUUAUCAAGAACAAGGUUCAGAUCAUGGAUUUUGCUUGUCAAUGUUCUCACAGCAGUUUGCUUGUAUGGUAUUAUAUCUGACUCAAGUCACAAGGUUGACAAAGUCUACCAAAACUCACCUCAGUGAAAUAAUUAACCUUCAUUUCAAUGAGGUCAAUGUAGUUAUCAUUUCCAAUAGUUUUGCUGAGGGAUUGGUGUUCAGAAUCAGGAUUCAAAACCCUCUGUACCUUACAGUUUUAUAUGAACUCACAAGUUUUUUCAUCGACUUUGAUGUGAAAGAAUCCUCCAUGUCCUUUGAUUCCAAGGUUUCACCAACAAUCACAACAACAACAAAUUAAGCCUCUUAUCCCGUUAACUCUGGGAUUAAUUGUAUAAAAGACUAAAGGAGAGUCAUGUUAGCCUUUAGUUUCAAAUCUUCUUGCAUCACUCAUUUCUAUCCGCAACAACCUUUUCAUCUACUUUUGGACCUUCAUAUCAAUUUUAAUUCCUUGCAUCCAUGAAUUUCGUGGUCUGCCCCUAAAAGUUUUGCAUUUCCUAAAUCCAGAAGCUCACAUCUCUUAACUGGUGCA